AUGGAGUUCUUUCUGCGUAAAGCUGGACACCCGAACCAGCAGGUGCGGACGGUGCCUAAUGGGACCGUGGCUGAAUUUCCCAUCACCAGUGUUGGCCAGGAAGAUGGAGGGAGCUACACCUGCGACUAUCGCUCCAUAGUGGAUCAGAGUCACUCAUCACAUCACAGCAACCCCGUCGAGAUCAUUGUGGGAGAGCCCAGCUACCCCAAACCCAACAUCUCCGUGAGCCUGGGGGGAACUGUGGUCGUCCGGUGUUGGGGGCAGCACCAGGACGUGCGAUUUGUGCUGAAUAAAGAGGGACGCCAUUUCCCACCUGUGGAUUCGGACGGGUUUGAGGCUGUGUUCUCCAGCAGCAACGUUCACCGGGAUCUUGGCGGGAGCUACAGCUGCUCCUAUCACAGCAAAUCGGAGCCGUUCGCCGUGUCGUACCCCAGCGACCCCGUGGAGCUGGUGGUGAGAGAUCCCAGCUUACCCAGACCCUCCAUCUCUCUGAGCCCCACUGGGGUCACCGCCCCAGGGGCAGACGUCACCAUCCAGUGUCAGGGGCAGCGCCGGGACACGAGGUUCUUCCUGCACAAGACUGGAGACCUGAACCCCCAGCGACACAUGGACCCUGCUGGGGCCAGGGCCGAGUUCCGCAUCCCCAGCGUGAGCCGGCAGCAUGGAGGGAGCUACAGCUGCAGCUACCGGCCCCGAUCGGAGCCCUUCGUCUCCUCGCAGCCCAGCGACACCGUGGAGCUGGUGGUAGCAGAGGGAACUGACCCAACCCAGCCUGGAGCGGCGCCGGCUCCCACCCGCCCGGGCAGCGCGGGGCCAGCCUAG
Molecule: messenger RNA, 822 nt
Organism: Terrapene triunguis (Three-toed box turtle)
Lineage: Eukaryota; Metazoa; Chordata; Testudines; Emydidae
Product: immunoglobulin superfamily member 1-like
Exons: 5
Coding region: 1-822 (273 amino acids)
Source: RefSeq, a predicted model, not a curated record